GUAAAUAUUGUCCCUCGCCGGCUUCCGUACUAGACUACAAUUCCGAAGCUGGACUACAUUCCCCAUGAGUGACGCGCGAGGAGCGCCGCAAAACUCUCUUCCACACACAAACGAGACUAUUAAUCACAAACAACCGGUUUCAGAGGAAGAUGAGGGUGAAGGAGAUACUCAGGACAGCGACACAGGCAUGGAGUCCUGCAGCGAAGCACCCCACGUACCUGGCCUUAGGUACAGCAGCACAGCAGCUGGACGCGUCCUUCAACACCAGCGCCGCUCUGGAGAUCUUCGAGGUAGAUUUCGCUGAUACAUCUAUGGACAUGAAGCUCAGAGGAACUCUGCCCACCUCCAACAGGUUCCACAGUCUGAUCUGGGUGGCGUUCGAUCUGGAGGUGAAGGGUUCGUCUGGGCGUCUCAUCGGAGGCAGCGAGAGCGGAAGCGUCACCGUCUUCAGCCCUGAUGUUAUUCUCAGCGCAGGAGAGGACGCCGUGAUCGGACAGUCCCUCAAACACACGGGCCCCGUGCGAGCGCUCGACUACAACCGCUUCCAGAGCAACCUGAUCGCCUCCGGAGCCAGCGAUUCAGAAAUAUACAUCUGGGACCUGAACAACUUCAGUAACCCCAUGACCCCGGGCGCAAAGUCUCAGCCGGCGGAGGACGUUAGCGUGGUGGCGUGGAACAGUCAGGUGCAGCACAUCCUUGCGUCCGCAAACCCCAGCGGGAAAGCCAUCGUCUGGGAUCUGAGGAAGAACGAGCCCAUCAUCAAAAUCAGUGACCACAGCAACCGGAUGCACUGCUCGGGGAUGUUGUGGCAUCCAGAUGUGGCCACUCAGCUGGUUCUGGCAUCGGAGGACGACAGACUUCCGGUCAUACAGAUGUGGGACCUUCGGUUCGCCACCUCGCCGCUCAAAGUCCUGGAGAGCCACACCAGAGGGAUUCUGUCCAUCUCGUGGAGUCAAGCCGAUCCAGAGCUGCUUCUGAGCAGCGGGAAAGACAACCGGAUCCUGUGCUGGAACCCAAACACCGGAGAGGUGAUUUACGAGCUGCCGACAGCCAAUCAGUGGUGUUUCGAUGUGCAGUGGUGUCCUCGUAACCCCGCCCUCCUGUCGGCCGCAUCGUUUGAUGGACGGAUCAGUGUGUACUCUGUGAUGGGAGGACGUCUUCAGCAGCAUCAGCACAGCACGGUGGACCAGAUCUCGGCUUCGUUUGACACCAGCGACCCGUUUGGAACCGGUCAGGCUCUUCCUCCUCUGCAGGUUCCUCAGCCCACAGUGGAAACCACCAUCAUCCCUCCGCUGAGGAAGCCGCCCAAGUGGGUUCGGAGGCCUGUCGGAGCGUCCUUCGCUUUCGGAGGGAAGCUGGUGACGUUCGAGAACCCUAGUGUGGCUCCGCAGCAGGAGCAGCCAAUCAGGCGACAGGUGCAGGUGAGUCAGGUGACCACAGAGACGGAGUUCCUCCAGCGUUCAGCCGAGCUGCAGGCCGCUCUACAGUCUGGAUCCUUCACCAGCUACUGCCACGACAAGAUCAGGAGCGCCCCGUCUGACGCCGAGCAGGACAUAUGGAGGUUCCUCAUGGUGAACUUCGAAGAGGAAGCGCGUGUGAAGUUUCUGCGGCUGCUGGGCUUCAGUAAAGACGAGCUGCAGAGGAAGAUCUCGGCGUGUUUGGGGAGGAAGCUUCAUCCGAACGGUUUAGACGUGAAUGAUCUGACGGAGAAGAUGCAGACACUCUCUGAUCAGAGAGAAGAGGAGUCGAGCGGAGCUGCAGACAGUUCGUCGGGUCGUGAGUCUCCGGCUGAUUUCUUCAGUCAGCUACCAAAGAAAGAGAAAGAACGAGCUCCGUUCCAGAUCCCCGUGUCCUCAGAUACGGACGGUCUAAUCAGUCAGGCUCUGCUGGUGGGGAACUUCGAGGGCGCCGUGGAUCUGUGUUUGAACGACGGCCGUUUCGCCGAGGCCAUCCUCCUGUCAAUCAGCGGAGGGGAGGAGCUACUGAAGAAGACCCAGCAACACUACCUCCACCGACAGACCAACAGCGUCUCCAUGCUGAUCUCGUCAGUGGUCACUCAGAACUGGUGUGAUAUCGUCCAGAGCUGUGAGCUGGAUAACUGGAAGGAGGCGCUAGCGGCCCUGCUGACCUAUGCUAACCCCGAGGAGUUCGCUUCUCUCUGCAAUACGCUGGGCUCUCGUCUGCAGGCUGAAGGCACAGAGAAGUGCUGUCUGCAGGCCUGUCUGUGCUUCAUCUGCUCGGGGAACAUCGAGCGUCUGGUGGAGUGCUGGACGUCGCAGAGAGACUGUUCUUCUCCGCUGGCGCUGGAGGAUCUGGUGGAGAAGGUGAUGAUCCUGCGCAAGUCAAUCGAGCGUCUGCGUAACGGUGAGGUUUGUGUUCAGAGCUCAGCGCUGACUGAGAGACUCGUCCAGUACUCCAGCAUCCUGGCAUCACAGGGCAGCCUGACCUCAGCACUCCGCUACCUGCCUGACAGCCCAGACCAGCCUGGUGUUCAGAUGUUAAGAGAGCGACUGUCCCAUGCGAAGGGUGAGAUCCUUCAGAGACCACAGCCGUCUGCACCAGCAGGAGGCGCUAAAGCACCAGCAAACACACACACUCCUGCAGCACACACACAGGGGCCUCCUCAGAUGCAGCAGAUGAUGCCCCGUCUCUUCACUCCUCAGCCACGGCCCGAUCUUUCUGCUCCUGCUGGAGCUCCACGUCCGAGCCUGAGACCCUCUGUCUACCCACAACACCCUGCCACAGCUCCGGGUUUUGCUCCGUCUCAGCUGUUUGCUCAGUCUGGUUCUCUUGGAGCUCCGGUGGGUUUCAUGUCUGGGCCCUCGAUGUCUGGGCCCUCGAUGUCUGGCCCCUCGAUGUCUGGGCCCUCGAUGUCUGGGCCCUCAGGGCCGCCCUCCUCUCCCCCGGGCCCCAUGAUGCCCGCUCCGCCCGGCCCAGGGUUCAUCUCGCCCACGUCUCUGCCAGGUGGCCCGGUGCCCUUUCCAGCGGCUCCUCCCAGCGGGGCCUAUCUCGGAGCCGGGUAUCCUCCAGGUGGCCCCGGAGCCCCAGGGGCCAAGAGCUUCAGCAGCGCUGGUGUCCCGCCUCCACCGACAGGAUAUUUCCCAUGGCUGAUGUGCCACACAGAAGAGGAAGUUCAGGACGGGUGGAAUGACCCUCCAGCUGUACGCUCAGCACACCGCAAGAAAAAGCUGCCAGAGAACUACACUCCCCCCACUCCGAUCACAGCACCGGUGAUGGGUUUCGCGGCAGAGGCUCCUGUUCCUCAGGAUCGAAUCCAGGUGCCGCCCGGAGCCCCUCAGGAGCCCAGCAAGCAGUCCUUACAGCAGCUUCCUGCCGAGCGUGUGGGGCAGAAGGAAAUCCCCGCCGAACAUAUGAUCCUCAAGACCACCUUCAGCAGCCUUGUGCAGCGCUGUCAGCUGGCCGCUGCUGACCCGCAAACAAAGCGCAAACUGGACGAUGCCUCCAAGCGUCUGGAGAGUCUGUACGACAAGCUGCGAGACCAAGCGCUGUCUCCCAGCAUCCUCGGCGGCCUGCACGAGAUCAGCCGCUGCGUCAGCGUCCGUAACUAUCAUCAGGGUCUGGAGGUUCACACGCAGGUGGUGAGCAGCAGCAACUUCAGCGAGAUCUCUGCCUUCAUGCCUGUCCUCAAGAUGCUCAUGACCAUCGCCAACAAGCUGGCCGUGUGACUCCAGCGCUCCACAGCAGAUCCGGUUUCCACUUGUGUUUUGAUCUGUCGCUGAACUGUGCUUUAAGAAUGAAUGUACCGUUAAUAUCCCACUGCUUUCUUCACAUGUGUUUGGGAUUCUCCUUUCAUUGCAGCUGGCCUUAUUCAUCCCACAACAAGCAGAAUGACUUUCUGUGCAGAAUUGCUCAUAAAACCAUUAUUGUAUAAAUUGCAAAGAAUUAAAUUCAAUGGAUUGUCUAAAACAGG
Molecule: messenger RNA, 3931 nt
Organism: Carassius carassius (crucian carp)
Lineage: Eukaryota; Metazoa; Chordata; Actinopteri; Cypriniformes; Cyprinidae
Gene: sec31b
Product: SEC31 homolog B, COPII coat complex component
Exons: 27
Coding region: 150-3686 (1178 amino acids)
Biological process (GO): endoplasmic reticulum to Golgi vesicle-mediated transport; COPII-coated vesicle cargo loading; endoplasmic reticulum organization
Cellular component (GO): endoplasmic reticulum exit site; COPII vesicle coat
Molecular function (GO): protein binding; structural molecule activity
Source: RefSeq, a predicted model, not a curated record